Lonchura striata (white-rumped munia) is the source of this 7261-nucleotide messenger RNA. RefSeq names its product BCL2 interacting protein 2 (gene BNIP2). NCBI's taxonomy places the organism in Eukaryota, Metazoa, Chordata, Aves, Passeriformes, Estrildidae. The record is from RefSeq and is a predicted model, not a curated record. Gene Ontology annotation, cellular component: cytoplasm. Gene Ontology annotation, biological process: apoptotic process.
GGGUAUAAAUCCUUUGGCAUGAUUUUGAGAAGUUAGUGUUUACCUCUAAGUAAGUUUGAGUGGCGCAGAAAUACAGACCCUUCUGUUGCUCUGGAUGUGGAGUUUAAAGGAAGCAAGAGUUUUCAGAAGCUUUCUCUUUUAGCUGUCUGAUUUCUCUGUGGUUUGAUGCUGAGAGAAGGGAGUAAAAGGAGACAAUUGAUCUGUUAUUAACCUUGCAUCAUCCCAUUUUGCAAGUGGUAAAGUCUGGAGGUCCGUCUUCGGAUUUGGGAAAUUUGUCCUGGAUUUAUGGCUAACCUGGCCACAUUCUAAAAGCCGCUGGAUUUAUAGAAACACAUAGAAAUUGCAGUGAGCUGCAUGCUGUGAGUUUGUGUACCGAAGAUGUGUCUGCUCCUUGCUUUAGGCUUACUGUAAACUCAAAUGUGAAAAUUAUCUUAAAAGCAUCUCUUUAAUGCCUGGAAUUAACUUGACACUCAGUUAAUGUUUCUGUUGACACAGUGAAGUGAAAUGUAGGGGGGGAAAUGUAGGCUAACCUUGUUUUGAAGUUGAUUUUGACUUUUUGAGAUGGAAACAACUUUGUUCUGUGCCUGUCAGGUACAUUGUUCAGUAAAAAUGCUUGACAUUGUAAUUGUCCUGCAAAGUUAAAUUUUGUAUUUAUUCUAUUUUAGAUGCAGGGGUGCUGAUCAAGUACUAAAUAUAGGUGCUUGUAUUGGAUAGGCAGAUGUGACCAUAGAAAUGUCUGGCUUGUAAUUGUUUGUGUGCUUGCCUGAGAACUCGGAGGUGAAAACCUAAGUAAUAAUUUUUGCAAGCAGCCUUUAACUUCAUUAAUAAAAUGACCUCAUGCUUUCUUGUUGUCCUUCUGUCCCACCCCUGUUGCCACCCCUUUUUUUAGCUAUUUGGGACAGACCCAAGUCUCUGUUUAGCUGUACUGUAAAUUUUUAUAAAUGGCAUAUUUUAACAGGCUUCUUAAUACUGUUGUACCUGAUGUGCCAGAAUCUACCAGCUAAGGCAGCUUGAUAUUAAUGAGAGAACUUUGAAAAUUGUCUAUUUUAGGAAAAAAGGAUUAAAAUACUGGUGUUUGACCUCUGGUGCAAGCAGUGACAUUCUUCAGAUGCAAACUUAAGUAGGUUUAACCUGCUGUUCUGGAAUGGAAAUUUGUUUAUUAGCUGUAGUGAAAGAGCAGUGGGUUUGAGUGAUGUAAUACCUUUUUGUAACACCAUAACUUGCCUGUUGACAUACUUAAAAAUAUAAAAAGCAGUGUACAGUACUAAAGUCCAGUGGCUCCAGUAGGAGAACAGAACCUCCGGCAACCCUGCAUCCAGAUAUUCUUUGUGUUGAAGUUUCUGACCUUUAGACAACUCUCCAUCUUCAAUUUCUUUAUAGAAAAUAGAAAGUAAUGAGCAUUGGAGGAUAAGAUCAGGCUUGCUGUUCUUAGAAACCAAACCUUUUUGAGUUGGCUGUGAAGAGUGCUAGGAUCAGGUACAAAUUAUUUGCUUUUUUUUUCUACAUGACUGAUAAAUACUUGCAUUAUUAAAAUUUACAUUUCACAAGUUACAUUUUUAGAUUUACAGCUGAAUUAAAAUGGCUUUGGCAUUUUAAAAACAUCAUGUCAUCAGUGCCACAGCACAGGUAGAAAGACUAUUCUAAACUUAGCUUUAGUUUGUAUAAGCAGAAGUAGUUUCUUUUUUUUGCCUGCUAGUAAACAUUUAUAUUAGUUGAGGUAAAAUAGCUCUGAAGUCAUCACUUCUCUAACUUUCUUGAAAAUAUUACUCUUCCUUCUUGAUUUCUCAUUCUUCUAGUUGACAAGUGACAGUGAUUUUAUAGGUGAGACUUGAAGUCAAAACAUCCAAACCAGCUACUUAGUCUGUGUGGUAAGUAGGAUGCUGACAACCUAAAUUCAGUCUUACCUGAAGCUGAACUCCAAGCUUGCCUUGUAAGUUGCUUUCAGGUGUCCCACUUGGUACUUAGCAAAUGAUUGCUUUAUAAUCUACCUUAAUGAGGAGCUGCUGUUGAGAAUCCUGCAAGUAGUGUGAGGAGUGUUCCAUGAAAACACCCUAAGCUUAGGUAACAUCACCAGUAGCGUUUAAACUCUUGUCUUACUACAACAGGUUUAUCCCAGUGUGAUGAAGUAAGUGCAGGUAGAAAUGCUUCUGCGCUGAAAGGCUGUCCAUUUGAAAUUAAUAGGUGUUACUUGGUGUUCUUCAGAAGUGUGGGAAGAAAACUGUUCACGUCUUGCAGCAAAGCCCUGCUUUCAGCUGUCUGAGAACUGUAUAGGGAAUGCAGUGCAGGUGAGCUCAAGGGGAACAUCUUACAGCCACCAGCACAGUGACAGGCUUGGAGGGGGGUGGAGGUGGUAUUUGGGUGUUUUGACUGCCAAUUUUUUGUCCUUCAACAGUGAAGUCAUGAGUUAAGAUUUUCUUUUGGGUUUAUAGUCACCUGCAUAUUUGUAUCAGCUGGUUUGUUCCAUGCUGCUGGAACCAGCAGCCUUCUUCCACCACUGCCUUCUGACUGCUGAGGGCCCCUAGGGAAACUCCUUGGGCUUCAUCUCAGUGUCCUGAAACAAGCACACAUUCACUGUUACUGCUGAUCCAAAUGUGAUCUUCCCUCUGAGCAAAUAUUUAAAAUGCUCUGUUGCAGCCAGCAGGUUGGUGGCCAGGAGUAUCCACACCCUGUAUGCUGAGAACAUCAUCGGCUUGGUGAGAGGCAGGACUUGUUUCCAAGCAGUGCUUUAGUCAGGACAAACAGGGAGAGCUGGGAGGGCAGUGGCUGGGGCAAUGGCUUCACACUGCUGAAGAAGGACAAGUGAGAGGUGCAGGUGCUGAAUGUUUCAAACAAGGAGAGUUCAUCCUUUCAGAGGAACUAGGUUCCUAACUUCCACAAGAUUUAUUUAAAUCUUCUGGAUGAGGAGGCAGGGAAAUGUCAGUAAAACAGGCUUAAAUUGAGAUCAUUAGUGCUUAAUUUGUAGUACUGCAGUUUUACAAAAAGAUAACUUAAUUUUUCUUUACUAAUCAACUUGCAUAGUAUAGCUUUAAGCAUUGCAGGACAUUUUAAAAUGAGGUCAGGAGCAGAAAAAAAUUGAUUUGUCAUGAAAGGAAAGCUGGUGCUACAGAACAGUAAGUGUAAUUUGGUUUUCAGCCAGUUAAAAAAAUUAUAUCUCUGGGUUAGUAAGCAGUAUUGGUUGCAUUCAAACUUUGUACUUAUUGCUGUUCUUUGUUGAUUGGUUCUUUGCAAAAUACCAUGGUUUCUUAUUUUGAUGUGUGUUGGUUUUCUUAAUACAUUCAUUGAUAAGUUUACCUGUUUCUGCCAAUCUUUAGAGCCAACACAGCCAAGAGCUUCAUCUGAUUUGGACUUUUAGGUCAGCAUAAUGGUUUGCCAUGUUCUAUUAUUGGGGAUUCCUUGUUGCUGGUGAUGGGUGAGCCUGAAAAACUACAGCUUUACUUGCACAUCAUAGGCUCCUCUUUAGCCCAUUGUGCUGAAGCCAAGGGGUUCUGCCUGAUCAGGAGUCUCUGCUAGCAAUUUAAGUGAGCUGGAGAAUGGAAGGAGUUGAGUUUAAGGAAGAGUGGCAAGAUGAAGAUUUCCCAAGGCCCCUGCCGGAGGAUGAUCCUGUUGAGUCUGAGGCAUCGGCUGCAGCUGGAACAGAAAGUGAAGCUGAUACAGAGGGCAAUGGAACCAAAUUGAGGAAGAAACUAAUGGCUUCAGAUAUUAGCUUGACUUUGGAUCCCAGUGGGGAAUCUGUUUUGUCUGAUGACUUGGAUGAGAGUGGAGAGAUUGAUUUGGAUAAUUUAGAUACUCCUUCAGAAAACAGCAAUGAAUUUGAAUGGGAAGAUGAUCUUCCAAAACCAAAAACUACUGAUGUCAUUAGGAAGGGCUCACUGGCUGAGUACGCUGUGGCAGAGGAGAAGGAUGACGGCCGCCGCUGGCGCAUGUUUCGGAUCGGAGAACAGGACCACAGGGUGGACAUGAAGGCAAUUGAACCGUACAAAAAAGUUAUCAGCCAUGGUGGUUAUUAUGGUGAUGGAUUAAAUGCCAUUGUUGUGUUUGCUGUUUGCUUCAUGCCUGAGAGCAGCCAGCCUAACUACAGAUACCUAAUGGACAAUCUGUUUAAGUAUGUAAUUGGCACUUUAGAACUGUUAGUAGCAGAGAACUAUAUGAUAGUUUACCUGAAUGGUGCAACAACACGGAGAAAAAUGCCAAGUUUAGGCUGGCUUAGGAAAUGUUACCAGCAAAUUGAUAGAAGGUUAAGGAAAAAUCUGAAAUCGUUAAUCAUAGUUCAUCCUUCCUGGUUCAUCAGAACUCUCCUGGCCAUCACAAAACCUUUUAUUAGCUCAAAAUUCAGCCAAAAAAUUAGGUAUGUCUUUACCCUGGCAGAACUAGCUGAACUCAUCCCCAUGGAAUACGUUGGCAUCCCAGAAUGCAUAAAACAGUAUGAAGAAGAAAAGUUUAGAAAGAAACAGAAAAGAGUUGACCAAGAGCUGAAUGGGAAACAAGAGCAGAAAAGUGAACAGUAAGUUUGGAGUCCAAACAAGACUGAAGAAUACACAGAUGGAACGAUGCUGUUUGUGCUCCAUUACAGUGCAUUCUCUGUGUGUAUGUAUUAUAUAAUCUGUUGCAAAAGGUGCUUUGGACUAGCACACAAUGAACUGCUUACUGCUGUACUGGUUUGUCUUGACUUUAAUUGCAGUUUUUGUAAUCAUUUUAUAUUGCUAAAUGGCAAAGAACCCUAUGUUUUCAGAGGAUGUUCUUGCAGCUGUUUAUCUAAAUGAUGCAUGUUCUUCAGUAAAAUAUUUAUGUACCUAAAUGUUAAAGGAAAGAGAUAAUAUAUAUAUUUUUAUGACUGAACAAUAUAUUGUGUGUACCUGCUGAAGGAAUUCAUUUGCAGGUAGACAAGGCCAUAAGUUACUUGUUGUUAUUGUAUAAAUUUGUUUUGCUGUAAAUGGUCGAGUGCAUUUCUUUGUUGUCAUGAAAACUUGUUUGGAUAUUAACAAUCACAUUAACUUGGCUUUCACAAAUACAGAGAUCCUUAUUUUUGUUCAUUUACCAUACACAAGCUCACUCCUUUGCCUCACCAGAGUGAGCUUCACCUUUGAUGUCUUUCAGUCCAUAAUUCAGGAUGCAGAACUGCAGUUCUGUGGGUGGCAGUUUGUUGAAGCCUAAGCCACAAAAGCUGAACUGUCUGACUGGUAAGAUACCAGAACUUUUUUGGUUGAAGUUGUGAAUUUAGAUUCUGCUUCAGUAUGUCAAGAUUGUCUCAGCGAGCAGUAGGAAAUAAGUUUACUGCAGUUCUUUGUGGAUGAAUUUUGAUUGUUUCUGGUGGGAACUCUGGUCAUGCUCAGUAGAACUUGGGAGCUACACAAGUAUUCUAACCACAAUACCAUUUUUUAGGCAGAAAUAUGAGAAGUCUUAUGCUACCUGUGUCAUUCUUGUAGAUAAAACAUCCAUUUCUAAAGCUGUUAGGCACAUGAUACCAGCACUAAUUUGUCUUUUAAGAAAUGUUUUAAAGGUUGGGGUGUUUUCACUCCCCACAGUGGUGGUAAAUCUGUGUCUGCAACAGGUCUUCUUGGACAAAACUAGUGUGUGUAGGUUUACUGGGACAACAGUAAUGCACUGGUUGAUACAUUGUAAAAGUUUGUAACAUCUUCUGAUAAACAUUGCAUUUUCCAUGUAAGGGCAGGUGUAUGCAAAUAAAUUCAGGAGUUGAGCAAUAUAGUAUGUUGUAGCAAGUAUAUUAAAUCUUUGCUUUUGGUGUUUAUUGUGCUCACAAUUUUGUCUUAAUGCUAAAAAAUAUCACUUUUUAAUUAUAUUUAAUGUUACUCAGUUACUUUAUUUUAAAAAAAGUUAUGUUCAAUCAGAUUAUUACAUGACAUUGAUAGACAGCAGUUGCGAGACAUUCGCUGGACAAGACUUACCAAGUAACAGUUAAUCCACUGUCUCCAGUGAUAUCUGCAGAGACUCUGAGAGCAUAUGGGUGUCAGGUGCAUCUCUCUGGUGGUUUACUUAAAUCUGCAGUUCAGAUACUUUCUUCUCAAGAUCUAAGUCCUUUUGUUGCAGUAGUUUUUAUAUCAGUUUCAAGGAGAUUGAUAGGCAGGAUUUAUUCACACAACAGACAAUACCAAUGCAAGUUAUCUUGCAUCCACUCCAUCAGGUUCGGAUCUUGCUCUGAAAGCAGAAGACAAAUGCACUUUCUUUGGGGCUGUCUUAUCUCCUGCUUCAGUUUUGAUGUUGACACAGGUUAAUGUAAAGUUCAAGUCAGUACAUGGAGCACAUGCAGCCUGUUUACUUCUGAUACUUUUGUGGUGUGAUCUGUGUGACCAUGCAAAUCUGAUUUUUACUGGGUUGGCAUGUGUCCUAAGCUAAACAGGAAGCAUUCUGGUAAUCUCAUUUCCAUUUUUUCCUAAUUGAUAAAAGGAUUAGUCUCAGUAAAAUAAUAUUCUUUGUUGGAGGUAUUGUAGUUCUGUGUCAUGUGGCUUCCUGUGUGUAUAGUGCAGUACAGAGUAGCUGUUCCUCUGUAUAUGCCAUUUACCGAAUGAUGGGAUUGUUAUUGUGUUUCCUGGUAGCCAAGGAUUCUACAGUUUCAUGCUGCAGUAGUAUGAUUUCUGUUGGAAAUGUGUAUGUGUUUAUAAAUGGUUUAUUUCUCUAGUAUAAGAUGUUGUGAAUGAGUAUACAGCACAGCAGUUGUUCUGUCUCUAGAGAUAUGCAGCUUGAGAAAGAAGUGUACUAAAGAAUUAUUCCCCUCUGCCUUCCUGCAGCUCAUCAUUUAGUGGUGAGGUGGAUGUUUACAAAAAGCAAAGUGGUCCCAAAGCUAUGGAUGUUUUGUCAAACUUAACUUUUUUUAAAUCUAUAAUAUAAUGUAAUAUACUUUAAUAUUUAAAAACCUGAAAAGUUGGAAUGUCAUACUUAAAUAAAAAUUAUUUUAAAACUUGAAUGACUUUGUGGUAAGGUACAGUAUUGGAGGGAAUUGACUUUUCAAUGGGACUUCCUUCUAAAAGUAAGAGUAAUUUUGCUAGAAUUUGGUGACCCCUAUCAAGAAAAAAUUUCAUGAGUCACUGAUUUACCUCUGAUUUGGAGGUCUCAUUGCUUUGUAUAUAUUUAUAUAUGUAGUAAUAAGUCAUUACCUAUCUCAUUAUUGCUGUGCACAGAUGGAAUAGAGAUGUCUGGGCCAGUGGCCUCUCAGUGUGACAUUUCCUAAUGAUUUCUGCAACAGGGUAAAUUCAGAAGUGGCAAAGAAAUUCUGGAGAAAGUGUCAUUAAAAAUUGAUGUGAGUAGA